AUUAAAAUUUUAUAUUUUUAAACUUGCUAACAGCAUGUAAAUUACAUUUCUGUCAACAACAUUAUAUAUGUAACCGUGGGUUCAAUGACUCUGAAACUGAAUUAAAUAUGUCGAUAAUUAUCAUUUUUAUCACAUUUCCAUUUAGGUGAAAGUGCGUCUAUCCGUUGGAAUUUGCUUGUUACUUUAAUAUCAACUUGAAUAGAAAUUUUUAAUUAUUUGUAUUGCAAUAUAUUUGCUCGUAAGGCACGCAGAUUUAUAAUAAAGACACUUUCUUGAUGUAAUUAAAAGUCAAUAUAUUGAUCAAGUCUAUGAACUCGAUUGUCCGCGUUCGAGAUCUGAUAAUCUCAAGUACCUCGCAGGUACUCGUAAUCGUUUGCGUUUAGUAACAUGAUCCGUUUUGCUGUUAGUGUGUGACUACCGUAUGACUUGGCACAAAACGCUGUCGUAUUUUUUAUCAUAUUAUAUACGUGGUAUCACUGCUCCUAAGACAAAGCAUCGCAAAUCGUAGAUACGCGCAUCCAUUGUGUUGUUAUCAAAACGUCAGUGCACAGUGGCAAGGAAUAGUGAGCACGAUACGAAAGUCUGUAUUCGAUGUUGAUAUAAUGCAAACGAAAACUAGAAAUCUUGUAUCUCCGCAGUUCGGAAUACAAUCAGUUCGGAAUAGAGACGGGUAAAUUGAUGUACGGAAAAUCGCGGAGGAGAAAAAAUACAUCGCGACGGAAAAAUGAACGACAGGCCCACUUCGACCAAAAUAGAGGUAGAAGGUGUUGUGCUAGGCGAUUCACCGUAUGCACCUACUACAGAGGAAGUGCAAGAGAAUAUUGUGGUGAAAGAACCAGUGGCUGCCAUGGAUACAACAGACAAGAAAGGCCAAAAUUAUAACACGAGACAAGCUAACAGCUAUGCAGCUAAGAAAACUGUGGCGCAGGGUAUGAUGGACGUUGCACUCAUAACAGCUAAUGCGAAUCAACUGAGAUAUCUCAUUGAAUAUCAACGAAGCAGCCCGACGUUUUAUCUUAUUAUGAUUUUGAUUAUCAUCAGUCUCUUAUUACAGAUCGCCGUUGGGAUUAGUUUGAUUUUCAAAGGCCGUUUUGACAUCAAAGGCAUGUCAAAAUCUCCCAGUGCACAAAGAAUCAAUAAUUACGUCGUAGUGGGAGUCUUUCUCAUUACGAUUAUUAAUGUAUUUAUAGCUGCAUUCAGUAUAACCGCUCCCGACACACAACCACUUUCAGCCUUGACUUCUGCCAAUAGGGCGUAAACACCUCAACAUGUAAUUUAUAUAUUGAGCUUACAAUAUUGUAUUUUAUUACUGCUGUUAUCGUAUUCAUAAAAAGUAUAAUAAAUAUGCAACUGUUGAUUUAUAAAUUGGAUUAUAAAGUGAUGUACCCAACAGUAAGUAGUCCAAGAUUCGUUUUUCACUCCUGCACUGUCUGUUAUUAUUAUUUAAUGUGUGAUGUUUAAAACACAUAUGUGUUAUUAAUAUUAGUCUAAUUAUAAAUGUGGAUAUGUGUAUAACGCGAAAGAACACGCGCAAGUACAGUGGAUACUUCAGACAAAACUGUAUUAUAUGGAGAUAUUAUUUUAUCUGACAGUUAUGCAAUUUUUAGAUUUUUUUAAACUUUACACUUUCGACGGAUGCUCUUUUUAGAAUUCAUUUCGAACAGUUAUAAAUGCUAUUCUGGUCACGAAAUGUACAUACAAGAUUAAAAAAUGCUGCGACAGUGAUCACUAUAAUGGAAAAACAAA
Messenger RNA from Vollenhovia emeryi, 1746 nucleotides. Its product is annotated as ninjurin-1-like. The coding region runs from base 725 to 1258 and encodes 177 amino acids. The record is from RefSeq and is a predicted model, not a curated record. Lineage: Eukaryota; Metazoa; Arthropoda; Insecta; Hymenoptera; Formicidae. The transcript is spliced from 3 exons. Gene Ontology annotation, biological process: cell adhesion; tissue regeneration. Gene Ontology annotation, cellular component: membrane.